UAGCGCCGUCUGCAAGAAUUUCCCGAAUAUCUCAUUUUGUCACGUGACACUGGGAUGUCGGACACCGCGGCGUUGGUGAACGCCUCAUUGGGCAGAGGCAGGACAGCGGGACAGUUUGGAGGAAGAGGAGGACCGCACUCUGAUUACUCACUUUCACACUCAGAGCGGGUAUGGUCCUUUCUUUAUGACGAUUUUCCUCCUUGAUAUUGCGAAGAACGGAAGAAUAACAAGGAAAGGCAUCAACCCUUUCUUUGGUGUGCUCGUGUUCUGUUCGUGCAGCAGGAGCCACAAUGGCCGGACUAGGUGGCUCCCCGGAAAUGAGGAUGCAGAAGACUUAUGUCGAUGCGCACAACCCCAGAGGCGGCCAUGACAGUUUCUUUGGAGUUCGGGUGCAGGUUCAAGGGAUUAAAGGUCAGCCCUUUGUAGUUCUGAACAGUUCUGGUGAAGAAAGCCACAGAGACGUAUCAGUCAUCACUCACCAGACUGGCUACAAACCGGGCAUGGUGAAGAGGUCCAUGGAUGGGACUAGCUCCUUGUCCGAGUUUCAUUACCAGAAACACCCAGAGAUCCUGAGACCGUACGACCCCAGAAGCAACAACCUCAACCAUCUCAACCCUUCGCAAACCCUUCCUGGGAAAAUAGGGGAUCGGACCAAAGCCCGGAUUCCGCUUCCAGCCGAAGGCCCGACAGAUGACCAGAACACGCCUCCAUUGGACAGACACCUCCCUGCAAGGUCCCCAAACUCAGUGGACUCUGAACCCUUCAUGUCUGUCGGCAAGCUAAUCACCCAGUUCAACAGUAGCCAGCGUAGAGGAAGGGGCGGCCCCAGAAGUCGUCUGGACCCGGAAGAAACGCGACGAUCACGUAGCGUGGACAGCGGUCGAGCUUCCGACUCGUCUUCCUCCUCAUCCAGCAGGACGUCGUCUCUGAAGGGGGGAAGCAGCGGUGUGACCUCUGGCGAGGUAUAUCCACCAGGGUCAGCCAGGGCUCGGCUGCUGGGUGGAGAGGCCAACAAGAGAGAAGAGAACAAACCCAGCAUGCAGUUUAAAGAUCAUCAUGGGAUUGACAUGGCAGCAAAAGUACUUCACAAAACAAAGGAAUCGCCGCAGAGCACUUGCGUAGAUGGAGCAAAGGAAAGAGACGCUCAGGUCACUCCUGAUCUUCUGAAAGGACAGCAGGUAUCGGUCGACCCAAAUGAAGACGCAGCGAAGCAAAUGCUCUUCACCUACCUCAAGGAAGGGACGACUGACGAAGUCUCUGUCACCCGGAGGAAAGUCAACCUGCUGCUUGAAAGGAUCAACAGACUGAAGUGGAAAACAGCUGAGAAUGUGGAGGAGGAGGAUCGGACAGUAGAGAUGAAGCGGCUGCUGGAGAAACAGGAAGCACUGGAGUCACAAGUGUAUGACUUGACGCAAAAAUUGGAAACCGAGAUGAAGAAUGAAAAGACACUUGCCAAAGCCUGCGAGAAGGCCCGGACGGAGAAGAAGAAGCUGCAGGAAGAGUUGUCCGAGAGUCAGGCCGAGGUCACCGACCUCAGAAACAAACUGAUGGAAAUCGAGUCGCAACUCAAGUCGACCCAAGACGAGUUGACUCAGAUGAUUGCAGACAGGGAACGUUCUAAAAUGCAGAUGAAGGACCUCCAGCAGCAGCUCUCCGAGAUGCACGAUGAACUGGACCAAUCCAAGAAGGCAGAAAUGAUAAAUGCGGAGAAAGAAGUCCUUCUGAAGGAUAUGGCCCAGCUGCGUGCAGACUUUCAGGAGAUGCUCUUAGUGAAGGAGGAGCGUGAGGAGCUUCUCCAACAGCAGGAGAAAGAGCUCAGCGACUUGAAGGGCGCCAUCAAAGAUGAAGUGGAGACCCACGAUAAAUACAUUGCCGCUCUGAAGGAAGAAUAUGAAUUUGAACUUCAGCAUUUGCUGAGAGAUUUGGAGAAGACGAGAGAGAGUAACGGUGUGCUGGGCCGAGAAAAAGUGGAGGCGUUGGAGGAGGGCGGUGCAGCCAAGGGGAAGGUGCAGGAGCUGAGUCAGCAAAGAGAUCAACUCAAGGCAAAAGUGCAGGAGCUGGGCAGCAAGGUGGAUCAGCUGAGCCGAGCCGUUCAGGAGUCGAAAGCGUCGGAGAGACUGCACGAGCAACGAGUGAAGCAACUGGAGAGGGAAAAGCAGCAGUUGGAGGAAGCACUGCAGGAUGUGAGGAGAAAUGAAGAGGAAAUGUGUCAGUCCAACCGCUCGCUGCUGGCUCGUCUGGAGGAAGUGCAAAGUAAGCUGACCAAACUCAACCACGAGCACAGGGACAUGAAAGAGAAGCUCAGGGUGGAGCGGAAACAAAUUGAGGAGUUGUGGAAGAGCAAAAGUGAGCUGGAGGAUGAGAGAAGGCUGCAGGACAGGACAGUGGAACAACUUCAGAGAAAGAUGAAUAGCAUCAUGGAAGAAUGCGAGGCAUCUACAGAUGUUCUUCAGAGCCAAGUCGACGAGGCCAAAGAGAGGAGUCAGAGGGAGUUGGUCGACCUGCGCAGACAGCUGCAGGAAAAAGGAGCUGAGCUGGAGAAAUCCCGACUAGCAGCCAAAAAGCUUCAGGAUGAGCUGCUUCCUCUGGAAGAAGAUCUGCGGAGGUGUCACAGGGAGCAGCAGGAGGCCCAGGCCAGGGCCCGGCAGCUGGAGCAAAGAGUGGAUGAGCUGGAGGAGAGGAACGCCACCAUGGUGGAUGAGCGCGAGCGGCACGUCAAACUCCUAGAGGGCCGCAUCGGUCAGCUAGAGGAAGACGUUAACGAUGAGCGCAGCACUGCUGACCGCCUGAUGGAGCGAUUAGACAAAACCAAAGAGCAGGUGGAUCAGAUGAGGAGUGAGUUGAUGCAGGAAAGAGCAGUCAGGCAAGACCUGGAGUGUGACAACACGAGUCUGGAAAGACAGAAUAAAGACCUGAAGAGCAGAGUGACUCAUUUAGAAGGAUCACAGAGGACCAACCAAGAUUCUCUCAUUUCCAAACUCAAUAGUCGCAUCCAAGAACUUGAGGAGCGGUUGCAAGGGGAGGAAAGGGACAACAACAAUUUACAGCAAGCCAACCGCAAACUGGAGCGCAAGGUGAAAGAGAUGAAGAUGCAGGCCGACGAGGAUCACGGCAACCUGCAGACGCACAGGGACCAGUUGACUCAGAGACUGAAGACGGCCAAGAGGCAGAUGGAUGAGGCCGAGGAGGAGAUCGAGCGCCUGGAGCACGCCAAGAAGAAGCUGCAGAGAGAGCUGGAGGAGCAGCUCGAGGCCAACGAGCAUCUUCACAGCCAAAUUGACACCAUGAGGAAAGACAUGAGGCGCAAACGGAAAUCGGCUCCUGCCAUUAAAGUGGCGGAGGAUGGCGACGGCUUGGAUGACACUGGUUCGGAUUAACUGGAUAAAAUAAUUCACAUUACGUUUGGACGUUUUUUUUUAUUUUUUCAGUAAUUCCAGUAACAACUCAUUUUACCCUGGCAUUGUGUUCACACUGACCUCCAGUGGCGUUGUUGUUAAUUACGUCAUGUGGCAACAAAAGCCAAAGUGCUCACGAUGUGGACUACAGUAUGAACAAAUACCAGCGAUACGUUUUCUGUUGCAGUGUUCUCAAAUUUAGCACAAACUCAAUCCCGUCAAACACAUUUGGGAUGAAUUAAACUAGAAAUUAUGAGCAAGGUCCAAUAUCAGUGAUUUCACAAAUGUUCCUCUGGAUCAGUGGUUCUUAAACUUGUUAGAACAGGGGUGCCCAUUAGGUCGAUCCUGAUCUACCGGUAGAUCUAAGACAGGUCCCGAGUAGAUCUGAAGAGUGUCGAAGAGAAAAAAAACAAACAACCAUUUGUGUGUCUUUGUACAUGUUCGUAACAUAUUUUUUUGUGUUCAUGUACGCUGCACCCUAAUCAUCCUAUCAGUCUCAUUUUCACAAAAUAAAUAUUAAAAAAAUAAAAUAAAGCAGGUAAAUCUUGAAUUUACGGUGGCGCCUGAUUACGUCACCGGAAGUUGUUAGCGCUCAGCAGUCUGCAAUUGCAGCUUGUGAUAAGAGCUGUUGCGCUCUAUCUUUUAUCGUCAUUCUUGUCAUUCAGAGUUUGCUUCGUGUACAAUUCACCGAGGGCACGGGCAAAGAAUAGGAAUCUAGGAGGGUCUAGGGAAGCACUUUAAAAUGGUACUUGUGAGCUACGAUAGUUUACAGGCUGCAGAAGUGUGUCGCAUGCCUCAGUUUCAGGCUGUUUCUCAUCAUGGCGUGUGUGUUUGUGUGUGUGUGUGUGCGCGUGCGUGCGCGCACGUCGGUAAGGGUGAGGUUAGUUGAUCGAAAAGUAGAUCUUCGAUCCGAAAAGUUUGGGCACCCCUGUGUUAAGAGGUAGCGAACCUGGCCAGUUCAUAUGCACGUUCAUCGAACCCUUCAUUCGUGAAAAUUAAAAAUGUGAUUUUUUUUUUUUUUUUUUUACAAAUUCAAGACAUUAAAAAACCCACAUUUAUUAAAAACAAAAAAAAUGUAAAUUACAUGGCCUAAUUAUAAUUUUUUAAAAUUGUAUAUCGUAUCACGACAGUCACAGGUGACUACUGAGCAAACAAAAUUUCCCGCAGCACUGAUUGGCCAAGCAAUGUAAUGUGAUCAUCUGCAGCCAGUGAUGGCCAAGCGGGCGUGUCAUAACUAAUCGCCAAGUUGAGUCAGGUGUGUCUUAACCUCCAUGGCAGAGGCUCCGUCGAACCCCUGAGACUGAUCCUCCGAACCCCCGGGGUUCGAUCGAUAUGUAAGUUCUGUGCACUGACCCCCUGUUUAUAAAUACGUUUGCCCACAUUGUGUAUGUUCAUUUAUAUUCUGUUUAAUUAAGGUUGAUCGGAAAUAUCUCCCCAACUAAUGGUUCCUUGUACUGUACUUUUCAAAAUAUGUAUUGAUGUUUAUAAACCUCCAGAAACUCCAUACCAAAAAAAUAAAUACGAAUAAAAAUCC
Hippocampus zosterae (dwarf seahorse) is the source of this 4929-nucleotide messenger RNA. Its product is annotated as cingulin-like protein 1. NCBI's taxonomy places the organism in Eukaryota, Metazoa, Chordata, Actinopteri, Syngnathiformes, Syngnathidae. The record is from RefSeq and is a predicted model, not a curated record. The coding region runs from base 291 to 3377 and encodes 1028 amino acids. Gene Ontology annotation, cellular component: myosin complex. The transcript has 19 exons.